UGAGGCGGCUUCGUGAUCGUGACUUCCGUGGACACCACGACUAAGAAAUUCUCCCGAUGACUUUUGAGACACAUUAAUAAACGAAUGAAAUGUUGACUGAUGACGCGUCAACGGGACAGAAGAGGUGUCUUUUCAAGCGUGAUCACGGAGAAGAGUGGCUUUUCUGUCUCUGUAGCUAGCUAGCGUUAGCUUCAGGAUGGUAAACUGAGAUGAGCGAUGCCAAUUUUUACGAGACAAUGACAAAAUGUACUGUGCACUUUCAAUAAAAUUCACGGGAUUUUACAUUUAAGAAGAGUUGUACUUCACUUUUUCACUACCUCGAAGCGGAGAUGAAGAGUUGUGAGUACCAGCAGAUCGAUCCCCGUGCGCUGUCCGUGUCCCCGCUGUCCGCCCAGAGCCAUCCACAGACCAAAGCGCAGCGCCCGCGGAGGAAAUGGGAAGUUUUCCCGGGGAAGAACCGCUUUUUCUGCAAUGGACGUAUAAUUUUGUCCCGUCAGAGUGGGGUUCUCCCUCUAACUUUGGGCCUUAUUGUGAUCACCUGUGGCCUGUUUUUUGCAUUUGAUUGUCCUUUCUUGGUAGAGCACCUGACCGUCUUCAUACCUGUGAUUGGGGGAGCCCUUUUUGUGUUUGUGAUCCUGUCUUUGUUCAGGACAAGCUUUACAGACCCGGGGAUCUUACCCAGGGCCACCCCAGAUGAAGCGGCAGACAUAGAGAGGCAGAUAGAUUCUUCGGGAUCCUCUUCAUAUCGACCCCCUCCCCGUACCAAGGAGAUCCUCAUUAACCAGCAGGUGGUAAAGCUCAAAUAUUGCUUUACAUGUAAAAUGUUCCGGCCUCCUCGGACUUCACAUUGCAGUCUGUGUGACAACUGCGUUGAGCGAUUUGACCAUCACUGCCCUUGGGUUGGAAACUGUGUGGGAAAGCGCAAUUACCGCUUUUUCUACAGUUUCAUCAUCUCCCUGUCUUUUCUCACAUCUUUUAUAUUUGGCUGCGUCAUCACUCACCUUACCUUGCGUUGUCACGCUGGUAAAAGCCUUAUACAAGCCAUUCAGGAGAGCCCUGCCAGUAUAGUGGAGUUGGUCAUUUGCUUCUUUUCUGUGUGGUCUAUUUUGGGCCUGUCAGGCUUCCAUACAUACUUAGUGGCCUCCAAUCUUACAACAAAUGAAGAUAUUAAGGGCUCUUGGUCGAGUAAACGAGGUGCAGAGGAUUCUGGGAACCCAUACACUUAUAACGGCAUCAUCAAAAACUGUUGUGCAACACUAUGUGGCCCUAUGCCACCCAGUUUGAUCGACAGACGAGGUUUUGUACCUCUGGAUGAGGCGGCCGCUGCUGCUUGUACUUCAGAGAUUGAGCUGCCUCCAUUCACAGCCAAGAAUGACACAAACAUGUGCACGCAAAGCACAAAGGAUGUGUUGGAGAGGAUGCUGCACUCCUCUGACUUUCAUGGCGUGUGCCCAGCUGGACCUCCAAAAACCUCUCCUUUGGGCCUGGAGGCCUCCGACUCUCUGGGCGCGGCCCGAGCGCCCAGCAUGUGCUCGCGACGUGCCGACAGUCCCUGCACCACCUGUGCCAGGAGCAGGAAGGACUCUUUGCACUCCAUCAACCCAGCUUUCCGCUUGGCAUCGCCCUCCCCUUCACUGCCCCGUGUCAACUUGGCUCUGAGUGACACACAGGAAAAGGGGUUCAUCCCACUUCCCUAAGUAAUGGGUUGUAUUCAGAUGUUUAAAUGGGAUGAAGUCACACUCAGAUGAAGGUCAGAAGCCAGAAUGCCUGUAUCAGAUUCAUUUUAAUUUCUCAAGAAAUGUCCUACUAAUAGGCCUGUCACGAUAAUUACUAUAUCAACCUAUCGUUCAAUAUGUGAUAGCUGUAACAAUAUUUUUUGGUGCUCAAUAUUUAUCGUAUGUAUAAUUUC
Periophthalmus magnuspinnatus is the source of this 1909-nucleotide messenger RNA. It is a transcript of the gene zdhhc18a, whose product is annotated as zinc finger DHHC-type palmitoyltransferase 18a. Gene Ontology annotation, molecular function: protein-cysteine S-palmitoyltransferase activity. The transcript is spliced from 9 exons. Bases 330 to 1697 code for a protein of 455 amino acids. Gene Ontology annotation, biological process: peptidyl-L-cysteine S-palmitoylation; protein targeting to membrane. Gene Ontology annotation, cellular component: Golgi apparatus; endoplasmic reticulum. Lineage: Eukaryota; Metazoa; Chordata; Actinopteri; Gobiiformes; Gobiidae. The record is from RefSeq and is a predicted model, not a curated record.